AUGCCGCCGCCGCAAAGCCCGGCCUCGGACCACACAGUCCAAACACCACCCAACUUCUUGGGCUAUCUCAACCCUGAAGCCGUCUUGCGAGAGCAAGUUCACUCCGAGCGUGGAAAGACUGCUCAGUCGCCCAGCCAUCCUCCCAUUGGACAAUGGAUCGAAGAACGAGAUCAGAGACAGGCAUCGUCGCAAGUGGGUUCAGGCGCUUCGCGGAUAGUAGAAACAGGUCCGCAUUCCAACCAGGAGGCUCAGGUAUCUAGGGCUCUCCUAACCUACCUAGACGCGGUCGGAGUUGAUAUACUCCCUUCUCGUAUGAACCAAACGGCGCUUCUCGAGAUCUACUUCAGCCACGUCCAUCCGCUGCUCCCGCUUGUGGACAAGGAGCUGUUUUACGAGCAGUACAACUAUGGUCGGGAACCUCGAAUUCUGAUGCAAGCAAUUUGUAUUGUCGCUUCAAAACACGCAACAGCCGCCAAGCACCUUUAUUUGGGUAACGAGACCCAGCCACUCAAUCCACGCGAGUUCUCUCAAAGGCUCUACAAUGCCGUCAUUGUUGGGAUCGAAGCAAAGUUGGAGAAGAAUCGCGUCGUGCUCAUCCAAGUGCUUGCUCUCAUAUCACUUCAUUGCGAAGGUCCAGAUGGCGCUGAGCAAGCUUCCAUGCAUCUUGCACAAGCCAUCCAUCACGCGCAUACCUUCGGCCUCCAAUUUGGACAUCAAUGGAAAAACCAAAGUUCGGAAUCCCAAGGCAAUUUGGAGGAUGUCUUCUGGUGUCUUUGGAGUUUGGAUAAGAUCAACGCUUGUAUGAACGGAAGACCUUUGCUGAUGCACGAUCGCGACAACAGUUUGAGACAGCUCCCUCAAGAUCCGGAAAAAAGAUCAAGCCCAUUUGGAAUUUGGCUUCAAAUCUCCGAGAUGUUGGACAAAGUCAUCGACUACUAUAGGCCUGGCAGAGCUGCUGAAGAGACUGGCUGGGAAGGUGAUGACUUCUUAGGGUUUGAAGAGAUGGUUGGAGACGGCGAAGACAAGCUCGAUGGCCCUAUCAUGAGUCUUCUAUCGCUUUUCCAUCACACCAUGUGCAUGGCCUCCCACAAAUCCCUCUCCAUCAACGCGCCGGUCAAGUCAACACCCUCCUACGUCCGACAAAGUCUCUCCGCGACACGAGUGAUCCAUCUUCUCAACGCUGAAUCCCCCGAGCUACUCCCACCGCUUCCCAUUGUACCCUACGCACUCGGUGUAGCCCUCAGCGUGGUGUAUCGUCACUUCCGCUCUCGCCGCCUAAAGGUCCACGUCAACCGCGCCACCGAAGAACUCAAGCAAUGCGUCCGCCUUCUCGACCGAUUACGGAACUCUUGGUGGUCUGCGGGCACGACAGCUGAUCUCGGACGAGCUGUGCUCAGCAAUGCAGCAGGACGUAAUACCAACGCUGUCAACACGCCGGUACCGGUUCCAGCCGAACCCCGACCGACCGAGCCGAAGACGGAGCCGCCGGCACCACAAAACACACAUAGCAACCAAAUGGCACCACUAAAUCAGUCGCAGCCAUGGACGCAGAACAUGGGAGAGACGCCUAUCGACCCUCGGCUCCAACAACACCAAAAUCAUCCUCACGCCAACUCGCCCAUGAACAGUCUUCUCAACCCGAUAAGCGCUCCUACACCCGGUCAACACCCCACAAGUAGCGAACGUGCAGAUCGCGCGGCGCCUAUGACGGGCCCACCCGCGGGUUUCGGUUUCGCUGAACAGUCGCCAGACUGGUUGAAUUUCGACGCAGCGUUCGAGAACUUUGAAGGCUUACUGGGCAGUAGCGGUGCGGAUCUGAGUAACGAGUUGUUCAAGCCGUUGAACUAUGAGACACUGGAGGGAUUCUUAGAUCCUGCUGCUUAG
Alternaria novae-zelandiae is the source of this 1884-nucleotide messenger RNA. RefSeq lists its product as uncharacterized. Bases 1 to 1884 code for a protein of 627 amino acids. Gene Ontology annotation, biological process: DNA-templated transcription. Lineage: Eukaryota; Fungi; Ascomycota; Dothideomycetes; Pleosporales; Pleosporaceae. Gene Ontology annotation, molecular function: zinc ion binding; DNA binding. The transcript is spliced from 2 exons. The record is from RefSeq and is a predicted model, not a curated record.